Molecule: messenger RNA, 2050 nt
Organism: Dendrobium catenatum
Lineage: Eukaryota; Viridiplantae; Streptophyta; Magnoliopsida; Asparagales; Orchidaceae
Product: F-box protein At5g39450
Exons: 1
Coding region: 56-1927 (623 amino acids)
Molecular function (GO): protein binding
Source: RefSeq, a predicted model, not a curated record
UUGUUCACCGGUCCGCUACUUCUGCAUCAGAUCCAGUUACAAGAAUUCCCAACACAUGCUUUCCAUGCCGGCAGAUGGCAGGCUGGAAUCAGGCUGCAGCGCCCGCAGCACUGAUGAAGAUCGGCUGCCUUGCGGCUCCUACCUCUUCCUGAACCUCCCGGAAGACGUCCUCGCCCUGAUCUCACUCUAUCUCUCUCCUCGCGACCUCUGCAACCUCUCCCUUUCCUCCCGCCCCCUCUGCUCCGCUGUAUCCACGUCAGAAAAGAUCUGGCUUUCUCAGUGCCGACGCGCGGGCCUCCCACCUCCGCUACUUUCCCGAUGGCGAGCUGGCGUCCGAUCCCACCGCGCCCUUUGCCGCUUCCUAUACGCUGUAUCCCCUCUUCUUGGCCUCUGGGUGCACCAAAACCCCGAGCUUGGGAACGUAGUAUUCGUACUCUGGGGUUUCCUCUCCGUUGUUGGGUGCCGCGUCAUUCCUCAGGAGCUGGGUCCACUCGGUCUCUCGGCCGGCCCCCUCCUCUGGACCCCCGUGUUUGAGAUCCUCGCCGACGCCGACGGCUCUGCAGAAACUUUCUUCCUACAUGGCCGGGAGGCUGACGACUCUCUCUACCCCGGUCUCGUCCGCUCCAUCCAACCUGACUGCAAUGUUCUCCUCCUCGAGGUUGAUACCCGCCACAUCUUUCCCCGCAGUUUUCACGCAAGCGAAAACCAGAGCGCAAAGCGUCUUUACCUCUCGGGCACCACCGUCUCGUCGGCCCUGCCCCCGGCGCCAUUCAACAGGUUGGCCUUCGGCGAUCGCCGGAGGCUACUUGAUCUCGUUGCUGGCAGAGUUCGCCUGAAGGUUCCAAGAGACCUUCUGACAGCUCCACUCUUCCCACCUUGUACCUCUUCCACCUCCUUUGAUAACGAGGAGGCUCUCCUAGAGGAAAGGAGGUCUGUGCUAAUCAAGAUGCACAAACUCAGUGGCGGCCGUGUUGACUGGCGAGGAGAUGAAUUGUAUUCAUGUGCAAGCGAUUUUUAUGACAAAAUUUUUGAUGGCGAUGGGGUUUCUCCAUUGCCGAGUGUCAUCUCUUCUACGAGAAGGUGGAACUUCUUCUCCGUAGCUGGUUAUUUUAGAGAUGGGCUUAGACAGAUCAUUGGUAAGCCCAAAUCCUCCCAUGUGUCCUCCUUGGUUUUGGAAAAUGGGGCCUCCGGAAUCUCUAGCGAGACGAAGCAUGUUCAGCUCCAUGAGUUUCUGAUGGGUGGAGAUACCAUAGGACUCAGCUUAUGUGCCACCAAAAUGAGAUUAACCACUUAUAGAGCAUGGCCAAAUAUGCACGAUAACAGGUUUGCCCUAUAUAAGCUUCCACUGCAGCUGCCUGCAGAUGGUCAAGAAUAUGCUGGCCUUUGGGGCGGCACGUUUGGAUGGCCUCCUUGGCAAUCAUCUGAAGAUAAGCCAGGGAAGGCCUUGUUCUUUUUGUUACUCUCUUAUGAGGAGGUUGAUGGGCAUCUCAUUCUGAUUGCCACCAAGAUAUUGGAAGGAACCCAUUAUGUUCUACAUCCUAAUGGCUCAGCUAUGUUUAUUGUGAAAGUCGAAGAGCCGUCACCAGAUCCUUUCCCAUGGGACACUUAUGUAGAUUCAGUUCCUGUCGAGGUGAAGCGAACAUAUUCAGGAGAGGGUAUUGCUAACGGUUAUGGUUUCCGGUUUCCUGGGUCCAAGCCAGGAUCCUUGUUUGAGAUACAAAACGGGCAUCUUGCAUUUGUUUGGAAGGAGUCCAAGUCUGUUUUGACAAUUCAGAGGCUGGAGCUUGAAGAUCUAUUGAAGAAAGGGGAGCGAGUGCCUUCCUUGCCGCGAAUUGCAAACUUUGCUUACCUAACAAAGUCCUACUCGAACGUAUUUGCAGGCUUUCCUAACAGCUCAAGCUGUUCAUCUCCGCCAAGGUUCAGUUAAAUUACGCAGCUGUGAUGGUAUUUCUUAAAUGGUUUAAAUAUAUUAAUGUCACAUCUUAUUAAGAUUGACAUAUGGAGUAUGAACGCAGAUAAUGCUUUCAAUUUUAUCUAUCUUUUCCACCAA